Molecule: messenger RNA, 2842 nt
Organism: Hypomesus transpacificus
Lineage: Eukaryota; Metazoa; Chordata; Actinopteri; Osmeriformes; Osmeridae
Gene: clcn5a
Product: chloride channel, voltage-sensitive 5a
Exons: 14
Coding region: 168-2720 (850 amino acids)
Biological process (GO): transmembrane transport; chloride transport
Cellular component (GO): early endosome; synaptic vesicle; Golgi apparatus
Molecular function (GO): voltage-gated chloride channel activity
Source: RefSeq, a predicted model, not a curated record
GAUUGACUUAUACUGUCUGCAUGCAGUUAUGGGACAACAACUGCGAGGAUUUUGACAAGCAAAACCAUCAAUAACGGCAACAUAAGCAUUUUGGGAUGCCAUUCGCGUUAUCUUUGCUUAACGCUAGCUACUCGUCUUAGUCAUCAAGUUAGAUAACGGUUGUCUGAAUGGACAACUCGAGCUACUGCACCGAGAGCUUGAACAGUGCGUUGAGCGGCACGAAGAGCGGCAGCAGCGACGACGAUAUGGUGGAGAUAACCGGAGCCACGCUGGACUUUUCCGUCACCGAAGACGUUCAGUCUCUCGACAGGGACGGAGAUGGUGUAGAGGGGGUCCCUAGGCUGCUGGAGCUGCUGGAAGAGCCUGUCCCAGGCCUGGGGACGUACGAGGACUUCAACACCAUCGACUGGGUCAGAGAGAAGACCAAGGAUCGGGACCGACACCGAGAGAUUGCCAGUAAGAGUAAGGAGUCUACAUGGGCGCUGGUGAAGAGUGUGUGUGAUGCUUUCUCUGGAUGGCUGCUUAUGCUGCUCAUAGGACUCAUGUCAGGGGCGCUGGCGGGAGGGAUCGACAUCUCGGCUCAUUGGAUGACAGACCUGAAGGAGGGCGUGUGUUUGAGUGGGUUCUGGUUCAACAGAGAGCACUGCUGCUGGGGCUCCAACCACACCACCUUCCAGGACCGGGAACAGUGCCCCCAGUGGACCUCCUGGGCACAGCUGCUCACAGGCUCCUCGGAGGGUGUCUUGCUCCAGCCGGGUCGGCCGCUCAGGCCUGGAUCGUUAUCGUCCUUAAGUAUUCGCGCCCAUGAUCAGCUCUGGGUAGUGAACGACAUGGUGUGUGUGGGAUUGUGUGUGUGUGUGUUUGUGUUCCAGGGUGCAGCAGCCUACAUAGUGAACUACCUGCUGUAUGUAAGCUGGGCUCUGCUCUUCUCCUUCCUGGCCGUCACCCUGGUCCGAGCCUUCGCCCCCUACGCCUGCGGAUCUGGCAUACCUGAGAUCAAGACCAUUCUUAGCGGCUUCAUUAUCCGGGGCUACCUGGGGAAGUGGACCCUGGUGGUGAAGACGGUGACCCUGGUGCUGGCCGUGUCCUCUGGGCUGAGCCUGGGCAAGGAGGGGCCCCUGGUCCACGUGGCCUGCUGCUGCGGGAACAUCCUCUGCCACCUGUUCACCAAGUACCGCAAGAACGAGGCCAAGAGACGAGAGGUGCUGUCUGCGGCAGCUGCUGUGGGAGUGUCUGUAGCGUUUGGAGCACCAAUAGGAGGAGUUCUCUUCAGCCUGGAGGAGGUGAGUUACUACUUCCCCCUGAAGACUCUGUGGCGGUCGUUCUUCGCCGCGCUGGUGGCGGCGUUCACGCUGCGCAGCAUCAACCCGUUCGGGGACAGCCGCCUGGUGCUGUUCUACGUGGAGUUCCACACCCCCUGGCACCUGCUGGAGCUCAUCCCCUUCGUGCUGCUGGGGGUGUUCGGGGGCAUCUGGGGGGCACUGUUCAUCCGGGCCAACAUCGCCUGGUGCCGGCGCCGCAAGACCACCUGGCUAGGCCGCUAUCCUGUCCUGGAGGUGCUGGUGGUGACGGCAGUGACAGGGCUGGUAGCGUUCCCUAACCCCUACACGCGUGGCUCCACCAGCGAGCUGAUCUCCGAGCUCUUCAAUGACUGCGGCCUGCUCGACUCCUCCCAGCUCUGUAACUACGACAACGUCAACGUGACGCGUGUCAGCAACAGGCUUCCUGAUAGGCCGGCCGGGAGGGGGGUGUACACUGCCAUGUGGCAGCUGGCUCUGGCACUGGUCUUUAAGAUGCUCAUCACCGUGGUUACCUUCGGCAUGAAGGUGCCUUCGGGUCUAUUCAUCCCCAGCAUGGCAGUGGGCGCCAUCGCGGGGCGGUUGCUAGGCAUUGGCAUGGAGCAGCUGGCGUUGUACCACCAUGAUUGGCUGGUGUUCCAAGGCUGGUGCUCCCCCGGAGCCGACUGUAUCACACCAGGCCUGUACGCUAUGGUGGGGGCCGCUUCUUGUUUGGGCGGCGUGACCAGGAUGACCGUGUCUCUGGUGGUCAUCAUGUUCGAGCUGACGGGCGGCCUGGAGUACAUCGUGCCCCUCAUGGCCGCCGCCAUGACCAGCAAGUGGGUGGCGGACGCCCUGGGCAAGGAGGGCAUCUACGAGGCGCAUAUCCGCCUCAACGGCUACCCCUUCCUGGAGCCCAAGGAGGAGUUCAGCCACAAGACCCUGGCCAUGGACGUGAUGCGGCCGCGCCAAGGCGACCCGCCGCUGUCCGUGCUCACGCAGGACGGCAUGAGCGUGCAGGAGGCGGAGGAGCUGGUGGCCAGCACGGCCUACAGCGGCUUCCCCGUGGUCGUGUCCCGCGAGUCCCAGCGGCUGGUUGGCUUCGUGCUGCGCAGGGACCUGGUCAUUUCUAUAGAUAGCGCCCGGCAGCGUCAGGAGGGCGUGGUCAGCUCGUCGCGCAUCUUCUUCACGGAGCACCCGCCCCCCCAGCCCCCCGGGAGCCCCCCCCCGCUGAAGCUGCGCAGCAUCCUGGACCUGGGCCCCCUCACUCUCACCGACCACACCGCCAUGGACAUCGUGGUGGACAUCUUCAGGAAGCUGGGCUUGAGACAGUGCCUCAUCACUCACAACGGGCGUCUGCUGGGCAUCAUCACGAAGAAGGACAUCCUAAAACACCUGGCAUCCAUGGCCAACAGAGACCCAGACUCCAUUCUCUUCAACUGACCCUCCAGACAGCACUGUGGAGCACAGGACUCCAUCCUCUUCGACUGACCCUCCAGACAGCACUGUGGAGCACAGAGACCCAGAACUGCCUAGAUAUGCUUUCUGGCUCUGCCUGUAUUAAA